ACCAGACGUACUAAUUUAUGCAGAGUGUGCGCACCAUGAUGGACGAGCUGGACGUCGUUGAGGACGGACACAGAGCUUCCAGGCAGCAGGUCGCUUGCUUCCAGCCCGGUUCUACUGGCCCAAUCACUCACCUGCUGGAUGGACACGUCGAGUGGGACAGGAGAGCCCAGUCGGCCUGUCCAUCAUUGGGGGCGAGCAGAGAAAGCGAGCAGUGCGUUGUCAUCCUGCACGCCAAAGUUGCCCAAAAGUCCUACGGCAACGAAAAGAGGUUCUUCUGCCCGCCUCCAUGUGUUUACAUCAGCGGCCACGCUUGGAGGCUCAUGCAGGACUGCCUGACAGCAGGGAGCGGCGGCCUGUGCGGCUACAUGUGUGUGGACACCUCCGCUCAGACCCACGGCGACGCCUUCAAACUCACCUUUGACCUGCUGACCGACAGGAGGAUGUUCGCCUGCGCCAAGUCGCUGUUCAUCUCGGACCAGGACAAGAGGAAGCACUUUCGCCUGCUGCUGCAGAUCUUCAUGGCCAGCAGACAGGAAGUGGGCUCCUUCCACAGCCGCCUGAUCAAAGUCAUCUCCAAACCGUCCCAGAAGAGACAGUCCAUGAAGAACGCAGACUUGUGUAUCUCAGCCUGCUCGCGAGUGGCUUUGUUCAACCGCCUUCGCUCACAGACAGUCAGCACGCGAUACCUUGCCGUGGAGGGCGGAGCCUUCAUCGCCAGCGCCAGACAGUGGACGGCCUUCACCAUCACACUGGUGGAGGAGCCCCGUUCUGACCGAGGCCACUUUGCGCUGAGUGAAGGAUUCGUCUGUUACGGUUCUGUGGUCCAACUUGUGUGCACCGAGUCUGGAAUCACUCUGCCCCCAAUGGUGAUCCGGAAGGUCAACAAGCAGCACGCCAUCCUGGAGGUGGACGAGCCCGUGUCUCAGCUGCACAAGUGCGCCUUCGAGUUCAGAGACAAGCCUCAAGCCUACUUGUGUUUGUCCAACGACGCCAUUGUGGUGCAUCAGGCCACCUCCGGUGUCAGAGACCCCAACAGGGUGGUCCUGAAUGACGGUGCCUGUUGGACCAUCAUCGGAGUAGAAGUGGUGGACUUCACCUUCAACCAGGAGGCAGCCAGUGUUCAGACCCCCGUCAGUCCUUUCCCGGUGGUGAGCAGCCUGGAAAUCAACGGUGGAGGUCAUGUCGCCAUGUUGGAACUCGUCGGAGAAAACUUCGGCCCUCACCUCAAAGUGUGCUUUGGAAACAUUGAGGCCGAGACCAUGUUCAAAUGUCCCAAGUCUCUGCUGUGCGUGGUUCCAGACAUCUCAGCCUUCAGCGUGGGCUGGCAGCGACGGUGCAGCAUGCUCACCGUGCCCGUGUCCCUCCUCCGCGUGGACGGCGUCCUCUAUCGCACGUCCUUCACCUUCACGUACACGCCCGAGCUCCAAGCGCCCCCAGCUGCGCUCAGGACGGCCGGCAUCACGAGGGACCGCGUGGGCGAGGCGGAGCAGGAGGAGGACGUCCUGCUGGAGAGCAUCCAUCAAGAGUUCACCAGAGCCAACUUUCACCUCUUCAUGCAGACGUAGAUGUCCUUAGUCCCACCACGUCACACAACUCCUUUUGACCACAGGGGGCAAUAUGAAUGACAAAUCCUCUUUUCUGCCAUGAACAUCAUCAAUGUCCUACUGUCCUGACGAUGCACACUAAUACCCAAUAUCCCUCCAUCUUACUAAGGCGCACCCCCUAAUAUACGUGGCCAACAGAGCGCCGCGUGUCUGACUUCCUGACUGGCGGCUGCAGCUCCUCGUCCUCAUUGGCAGGACAAACAUGGAGGAGACACAGACUCCCAAUCUUGGUCAUGGGGGAGAAACGUGAUCGCCGGUUCCAUGAAAGAGUCCAUUCUAAACCUUCUCCACCAACACACCUCCAUCCUCCAUCAGUCCCCCCCCCCACACACACACACACUACUCCAGCUCCCCUUUUUCUCCUCCUAUUCCUCUUCCUAAAAAAAUGUUUUGCAAGAAUAUCGAAGGUCAUGUCUAAUUAUGAAAGAAUCUUCAGAGAAAAGACCCUUGAUGCUCUUCACACGAGCUUCAUGCAUUUCCUCAGCAGGGGGCAGUA
Messenger RNA from Entelurus aequoreus (snake pipefish), 2100 nucleotides. Its product is annotated as recombining binding protein suppressor of hairless-like protein. The transcript is spliced from 12 exons. NCBI's taxonomy places the organism in Eukaryota, Metazoa, Chordata, Actinopteri, Syngnathiformes, Syngnathidae. The record is from RefSeq and is a predicted model, not a curated record. Bases 18 to 1565 code for a protein of 515 amino acids. Gene Ontology annotation, biological process: regulation of transcription by RNA polymerase II. Gene Ontology annotation, molecular function: RNA polymerase II cis-regulatory region sequence-specific DNA binding; DNA-binding transcription activator activity, RNA polymerase II-specific. Gene Ontology annotation, cellular component: nucleus.